This is a messenger RNA of Erythranthe guttata (spotted monkey flower), 2391 nucleotides long. The record is from RefSeq and is a predicted model, not a curated record. Lineage: Eukaryota; Viridiplantae; Streptophyta; Magnoliopsida; Lamiales; Phrymaceae.
AUGGAGUAUGAGACGCGAGGUAAUAGCUCGUUUUUAACUUUUACUUCUGAUGGGGAAAUGUGCCUUCCGCCUCUGGCCGCCCUAUCAAUCAAUGCGGUCGAUUCGAGUUCCCUAGGUCAUGAUGAAGGGAUUUCAAUCGAGUUUUUCCCCUCCUCGAGCCUACUCCUUUCCCCGGUCAAGGUACUGCUUCUUUCCCCCAUCUCUUAUUACCUCUGCCUUUACUCUUCGAAUUUGAUAAUGUCUGCCCGUUCUCCUGACCCUUUCGGCCAAAAAGUGCCCUCCGGGGAGGGGGGUGAGAACCCCGCUUUUUCUAUCUCUUCCUCGUCGGAGGAGGGGCCUUAUUUCUCCCCUUCGGGUAAACUCUUGGAACGACCCAAGAAGAAAGGCAAGAAAGAGGUUUCUUCUUCCGCGAGGAGUGGUUCGCCUUCAUUAUCCGAGGGGCGAGAUCUGGACGACCAAUGGGGGCCCAGUACCCUAACCGAAAUAGAUCUGGCUAACUUAGUUCGCGACAUAGGCCUCCCUACCGAUGUCGAGUUGAUUCUACCUUCGCGAGAUGACCGCCCUUUAAAUCCCCCUCUAGGUUUUAGUACUUGGUUUUCAGAGCAGUUCUAUUUCGGUCUGUCCUUUCCUAUUUCGCCCUGGUUUUCUGAAAUUGCCCAACUAUGUAAUGUGUCUCUUAACCAAUUCCACCCUCAUGCCAUAAUAAUCAUGACCGGAUUCCGCAUGCUAUGCGCUUGGUCGGGGGUGAUCCCUACACCAGCUCGCUUCCGAAGUGUCAUGGUGUUGAAAAAUUCUAGUCCCUUCCAUAUUUCCAUCUCGGCUCGUCCGGGUUUCAAAAUAUUGAUGCCACCCAACAAAACCGAUGGGUGGCAAGGUCAUUAUUUUUUCGCAAAAAAUCCCGUUGAUACUCCCUACUUAUGCCCUUGGCUUGCCACCUUGCCUGAGAAGAAAAGGGGAAAACCCUUGGCAGUUGAUGAAUGUUUGUUAAAAAUGAUAUCUCACUUUCAACCGAGUUACGGCGUCCCGGAUAGCCUCACCAGCUUUCCGCCGAUGCUUCGCCACUUCUAUUUUCACGACAACAGCACAUAUUCCUUAACUCGGGAAGAUUUAGAUUUAAGGAUGAAGAGGAUGUUCCGAGGUGAUAAAACGGCUAUUCGCCCGUCCGAGCCGGAGCCGGGAUUUGACGCGUUCGAAUUCCAGCGUCCUUUGGUCGCUGAAUCAGAGAAACACUCUUCGGAGGAAGGGGCUCUAAGACCCAGGCCUCCCAAGAAGAAUGCCGCGCCUCCUCGCGCUCGAGGUGGACCGCGUACUGAGGAUUCUGAACCUCCCCGGCGGUCUUCUGCCAUAGUUCUGGCCUCUUCGCCACCUCCUCUUUCGACCGAAGAAGUGGUGGAAAAAGAGCCCGCUCCGAAGAAGCGGAGAACUGACCUGGCCCUCGGGCCGGCUGGGUCGUCCUUGCCUGCUGGUUUUGGACUUCAUCUCUGCCAAAACGCAGAGAAUGCCAUUGCUGCAUGUCGGUCUCUGGCCUUUCCCACCGAUGUUGCCCAUUUCGGGCAAAUGAGUAAGGGCGACCGACUUGAGCUACUUCUUCACAACAUUACACAGCAAUUCGCCAUCGCUUUCUCGGGUCCUUUGGGAUGGGAUGAUGUCUCGCGUGAGGCAUACGACAACCAAAAGAAGGAGGUGACUCAACUUCGAAAAGAAGUCCGAGGCCUGAAGGAGAGUUUAGCGAUGUCGGAAUCGUCGAAGGAAGGGCUGUUUGCCGAGGUGAAGAGGCUGCAGGAGAGGGAGAAAAUCUUGCAGGCGGAGAAGGACUCCCUGGGUUCUCACGUCACCAGCCUAGAAGAAAAAGCCAAAGGGCUUUCCAACGAGCUGUACGCAGCCGGAGUGCAGGCUUCUACUAAUUUCGCCGAAGGGGUGAAAGAAGGGCAAAGGUUGUUCCCGGGGUCGCCUGAGGGCCUCCGUUUUAUUGAAGAGUUCGUUCGUCGUUUCUUUCACCGGUUGUGGCGUUCGACUACAUUCACCCGAGAAGCUUCAGGGUUGGCUCGUUUCUUCUUCUCAUCGGCGGUUGCAGCUGUUCGAAAGAGGUUAGGUGGUGCUGGCAUCGAAUUCCCACUGGUGGAAAAUGAACUGGCCGAAGACCUUCCCGAUGACGUGAUCCCGGGUUUUGAGGGGGAUGUUAAUGAGGACCCCAACUUGGAAUGGUGGAGGCCGGUUUACCAGGGCCUUGUUGAAGAAUUUACCCGUCAAGGAGCCAUUACGGACUUCGUCGGGGAUAUUGGGGCCCUUGGAACGGUGGUCAGUUCCGACGAGGCACAGCCAAGCCUCGUUUCGCCGCCCCCUCCAGAUGCUGAGAAUCGAAGUGAAGCAGAUGCUGCAGUCCCGAAGUGA